AUGGAUGAAAGGUUCAACAAGUGGCUGCUGACGCCGGUGCUCACUCUCCUCUUCGUGGUCAUCAUGUACCAGUACGUGUCCCCUUCCUGCACCAGCUCCUGCACCAACUUCGGGGAGCAGCCCCGUGUCGGGGAGGCCCGCCCGCCCGCAGCUCCGAGUCCUGCUCGACGGGCUCAGGCGCCCCCCGAUGAGUGGGAGCGGCGGCCCCAGCUGCCUCCACCACCCCGGGGACCCCCUGAGGGGCCUCAAGGGGUCGCGGCUCCAGAGGAUGAGGAUGAGGAUCCCGGGGACCCGGGGGAAGAAGAGGAGGAAGAGGAGGAUGAGCCCGAUCCCGAGGCGCCCGAAAACGGCUCCCUGCCCCGGUUCGUGCCGCGCUUCAACUUCACCCUGAAGGACCUGACCCGCUUCGUGGACUUCAACAUCAAAGGGCGCGACGUGAUAGUGUUUCUGCACAUCCAGAAGACGGGGGGCACCACGUUCGGCCGGCACCUGGUGAAGAAUAUUCGCCUGGAGCAGCCGUGUAGCUGCAAAGCUGGCCAGAAAAAGUGCACCUGCCACCGGCCGGGAAAGAAGGAGACCUGGCUCUUCUCCCGCUUCUCCACCGGCUGGAGCUGCGGGCUGCACGCCGACUGGACCGAGCUCACCAACUGCGUGCCGGCCAUCAUGGAGAAGAAGGAUUGUCCCCGCAACCAUAGCCACACCAGGAACUUCUACUACAUCACCAUGUUGCGGGACCCAGUGUCGCGUUACCUGAGCGAAUGGAAACACGUCCAGAGAGGGGCCACAUGGAAAACCUCUCUCCACAUGUGUGACGGAAGGAGCCCCACCCCGGAUGAGCUGCCUACCUGCUACCCAGGGGAUGACUGGUCUGGGGUCAGCUUGCGGGAGUUCAUGGAUUGCAGCUAUAAUUUAGCCAACAACCGGCAGGUGCGCAUGCUCGCUGACCUCAGCCUGGUGGGCUGCUACAACUUGACUUUCAUGAACGAGAGCGAGCGAAGUACCAUCCUGCUGCAGAGCGCUAAGAACAACCUGAAGAACAUGGCCUUCUUUGGGCUCACUGAAUUCCAAAGGAAGACACAGUUUCUCUUUGAGAGGACAUUCAACCUGAAGUUCAUCUCCCCUUUCACACAGUUCAACAUCACACGGGCUUCCAAUGUGGACAUCAACGAGGGAGCCCGUCAGCAUAUCGAGGAGUUGAACUUCCUGGACAUGCAGCUCUAUGAAUAUGCAAAAGAUCUCUUCCAGCAACGCUACCAUCACACCAAACAGCUAGAACACCAGAGGGACCGCCAAAAGAGGCGUGAGGAGCGCAGGCUGCAGCGAGAACACGGAGCACAUCGGUGGCCCAAAGAAGACGGGGCCACAGACGGGACGGUCACUGAGGACUAUAACAGCCAGGUGGUUAGAUGGUGA
Messenger RNA from Arvicola amphibius (Eurasian water vole), 1413 nucleotides. RefSeq names its product heparan sulfate 6-O-sulfotransferase 3 (gene Hs6st3). Lineage: Eukaryota; Metazoa; Chordata; Mammalia; Rodentia; Cricetidae. Gene Ontology annotation, molecular function: heparan sulfate 6-sulfotransferase activity. Gene Ontology annotation, cellular component: membrane. The coding region runs from base 1 to 1413 and encodes 470 amino acids. The transcript has 2 exons. The record is from RefSeq and is a predicted model, not a curated record.